This is a messenger RNA of Jatropha curcas, 1082 nucleotides long. Its product is annotated as loganic acid O-methyltransferase-like. Gene Ontology annotation, molecular function: methyltransferase activity. The record is from RefSeq and is a predicted model, not a curated record. Lineage: Eukaryota; Viridiplantae; Streptophyta; Magnoliopsida; Malpighiales; Euphorbiaceae.
UCUGAGCCAAGAUUAGCAUUAUGGAGAAUGGGAAUUUGUCAAAGGCAUAUCCAAUGAAUGGUGGACAUGGCCUUCAUAGCUAUGCUAAUAACUCCAGUAGCCAGAGAGGAGCAGUAGAUUCAGUAAAGGAACUUAUCAAAGAGGCAAUUAUUGAAAAGCUUGAUAUCAAAAUUAAUUCUGCAUCAAACAAUACUUUUCAAAUCACAGACAUGGGUUGCUCUACAGGGCCUAACACAUUUGUUGCAGUUCAAAACAUAAUUGAAGCUAUAGAGAUUAAGUAUGAGACAUUGGAAGGCGUACAAGUAGAGUUCCAAGUUUUCCUGAAUGAUCAUUCUUCCAAUGAUUUCAACACUCUCUUCUCUUCUCUUCCUACCAACAGGCAAUACUAUGCCAUUGGAGUGCCAGGUUCCUUCCACGGCCGCUUAUUUCCUAAUGCCUCACUUCACAUUGUCCAUUCUUCCUAUGCUCUUCAAUGGCUUUCUCAAGUGCCAAAAGAGAUAGUGGACAAAAGCUCUCCUGCUUGGAAUAAAGGGAGGAUUCACUAUUCCGAUUCAGGAGAUCAAACUGUGAAGGCCUUCAAAGACCAGUUUGACAGAGACAUGGAUUGCUUUCUUGAUUUUAGGGCAAAAGAAGUAAUUGCCGGCGGGUUAGUUAUACUUACAUUUCCAGGGCGGUUGGGUGGAAUUCCUCAUUCUCAAGUUUUCUCCAAUGUGGCAUAUGAUCUUUUGGGUUCUUGCCUCAUGGACUUGGCUAAUAAGGGAAUCAUAAGUAAAGAAAAAGUGGAUUCCUUCAACAUUCCAAUAUAUUUUCCCUCUGCAGAAGAAUUAGAAGAAGGUAUAGAACGCAAUGGAUGUUUCAAUGUAGAAAGAUCAGUGAGCAUACCCUUAAAGAAGACCCAAGACAGUAUUCUAACAAAAGCAAGAAUGAUAUCAUCUCAUACCAGGGCAGGCUUAGAGCCACUUCUUAAGGACCAAUUUGGACAAGACAUCAUGGAUGAGCUCUUUGACUCUUUUGUUAUGAAAAUCCAAAACUCUACAGUUUUUCAAUUUGGGGUAGCUUGUAAUUUGUUUUUACUAAUUAAA